AUGAAAAAGAAGGGGUUCUUCUCGAGCCGAGAUAACACCUCUCCCAAAGCCAGAGAUCACUACGUUCUAGGCUCUACAUCAUCCUCUUCUACAACAACUUCUUCGUCCAACAAUAACCCUUCCAUCAAUGGAUCAUCAUCAACAACUACUACUUCCUCCUCAUCAACAACAACAACCACAGGUGGAGGUACUUCAAGUAGUUCCUCCUCCUCAUCAUCAUCACGUAAAAAGGGAUCCAAACAACAACAAAUGGAAAUCUCUCGACCUUCCAGUUUCAAACUCAUUCAAAGUUUUAAUACCAACGGAGCUUCUGGUGGAAGUGGUAACAAUACUCCACUCACCAUUACCUCUUCCACCAUGUUGGAAGGUCAAUUAUUACAGAAACAAUUACAAGAAAUUCAGAAUGAGAGUAGUAGUAGUAGUGAUUCAUCAUCUUCCAUGACAAGUGCUAGUCAUAGUAGUGGCAGCACGAGUGUUAACACUACUUCUUCUUCCUCAACAACCAUGACAAACAACAAUGAAAGUGAUUCAUCUUCACUCUCGAUUGUAACACCAACCAUGAACAACCGAAUGAGAACAGUGAAUCCUUUGGGUGAUGCUUCCGCAACGUAUUUAAAGAGUCCAACUAUGAGCAAUGCUUCGAUGGCUCCAUCACUCACUUCGGUAUUGGUACAACAGGGAGAUCGAGCACACCAUAAAACGAAAUAUACGACUCUUUCGAUUAGUACGCCUCGAGACAAGUCUCCUGUCAAGUCUCCUGAAAUGGAUUUGUCAGCUGACAACUUGAAAAAAAUUGAUGAGGAUUUUGAAAACGUUUUGAAAAUGAGAGCGGUCAGACAGUUUGAGAUUGAAUUCAUGGUCAAAAACUGGACCAUGAAACAAAAAUUAUCGUUGAUUCAGAUGAAUGACAGAUUGACACGCCCAAAUUUGGGAGAAAAUGGUAUGGACGGAAUUCUUUCAGAGCAUCCUUCACUUUCUGAUGAGAUUGGAGAAAUUCUUUCUGUGAUAUUUUCAUACUUGCAAGAGUAUGAGCAUCUCAUUUCAAACGUUAAACAUCAUCAAAAGAAAUUGAGAACCAUAUUAGACGUUUUGAGACACCUUUCGGUGUCCCUCCGUACACGUGAAAUUAAUUUUGUCAUUGAAUUUAUCCAACAAGAUGGUGUUCAUGCAAUGAGCUUACUCCUCACGAAGGUCAAUAGGCCCUACAAGUUGAACCUAGGUCACGACAAGGAACGAAAGAAGAAAGUUGCACGUCAAUUAUUGGAAUUAGAGGUUCUACAACAGGUAAUUCUUUGUUUUCAUGGAAUUGUUGACAUAGAUGAAGGAAUGGUCUCAUUCAUUCAACACGCAGAUGUUAUUAAACAUCUUUUAAUGAUUUGUGACUUUGAGGCAUUCCUCAAAGAAAUGGUAGAGUAUUCAAACUUUAUCAGUGAGCACUCUCAGAGUGAAAUGGUGACAAGUCCUAGAGGAAGUAAACCAUUCACUCAUCUAACCAAUCCAAACUCUAACAGUUCAUCCACUUCCACCUCAACAGCCGACAAUCAUACAGAUGGAUCAAGUUCAGAUGAAGAACCUGAAGCUGAUUUACCAUCUACGUGCACAAACAAUCAGGUUAUAACCUCUCCAAGAAGAAAAAUGACAAAGACUCUGAAAGGUCUUGUCAAUGAAUUAAUUAUUCAAAAAUGCAAUCUUAGAUCAAAGAUUCUACUGUUACUUUCUGUAAUUACAUAUUUUCCUGGAGAAAAUGGAUUUUGGGUGACAUUAGAGUGUGUCAACAGUUACAAACUAAUGAAGAAUGAAAAGUAUCGAUUCAAAGAGAUUGUCACAUGCUUAGAGUCAACAUUUUAUCACGAACAAGAGUUAUCUGCUCACAUGCUAAUGUUCAUUAAUGCCUUCCUGUAUGGGACAAAACAGUCAAGCUUUGCCAGCCAUCUUUAUAGAGAAUUUACAAAUAUUGGUCUCAAGCAAUUCAUCAAAACAAAUUCAGAAAAGCAAGGAGAAAUUACAAAUUCCAAACUUGCCACUCAAUGUAAAAUGUUUUUAGAUUACGAAGACACUGAAAGAAAACUAUUCCAAAGUGUCUUUAAAGGAGACAAUCAAAUUUCCAAGCAAGAUGAAGAAUUAUGGCUCUCAAUUUCUGAUCCUAUAGAAAUGGCACAAGUCAUGAAAAUGCGAUUGGGAGAAUCUGUGGAAGCCAACAGCUCAAUGAUUAACACUCUCAAGUUGCUUCUUCUCGUGUCCAUGCACAAAAACAAGGAUAAGCUUGACAAUAAUUGGAGUGUGAUCGAACAAAUUAUUUCACAAACAAUUUCUCCCUCAGGAGAUGUCCAAGAAAAAAGCGGAGGAGGCGCUGACCGAAUAGAAGCUUUGAAAUUACAAACACUCACUGAAGAGCAACGCAAAACCAUUCAAAAACUUGAAAAAGAAAGAUCCAAAGCCAUUGACAUUCUCGAUCAACUUUCAGACAUUACUCGCAACAACAAGCAAAAUGCCACACUCACAGUCGAUCAAUUAGAUUCACCUCAACAACAACAAGAAUAUCCUCUUCUUCACAAAUUAAUUCAAUUCUCAACCAAUCCUUUAUCAGAAAAAUAUGGUUUCAACAUUGAUGCCAAACCUCUCGAAACUGCAACCAUUCAUUCUGAUGCGACCAAUAUUCCUCCUCCUCCGCCACCACCAACAGACAACAUGGGUGGCAAUAUUCCUCCGCCACCACCAGGUAUGGAUGGUGGCAAUAUUCCCCCUCCACCUCCUGGAUUGGGACCUCCGCCACCACCUGGAAUGAAUGGCAUUCCUCCUCCGCCAAGUGGUGGCGGUCUCUUUGGCAUGUUCCAAACGAAACUUCCAAAAAUUCCUGAUCUUAAAGCGAGUACUGAUACAAGAAAAAUUCACAUUGCUGGUGACAAGAUUAAUAAUAAGGAAAUUGAAAAAACUGGUUGGUUCAAGUUAUUGGAAACUCAUGCUUCUUCUGCUGCAACAUUGUUCGAUACACGUUUGUUUGAGAAUAACUUUUUAAAGAAGGAAACAAGGGAUGCACCCACUGGAUCAGAUCCUAGUGCUCCUGCUCUUGUGACAUUCUUGGAUUCAAAAGUUGGCUACCAAUUGUCAUUGUUGUUGGGUUACUUGAAAAAGAGUGAACGAGAGAUUAGAACAUGCAUUAUUGAGCUCAAUGACAAGGAAUUGCAAAAACAAACCAUUCACGCUCUGAAAGAUUUGUGUCCUGAUGAUGAAAAGUUUAAAGAAAUUGAAGGGUUUGUUCAAAAAGGAGAUGGCUAUUUGGAACAAUUGGAACCUGGUGACAAAUUAUUUUACUAUCUCAAAGAUAUUCCAAGACUUAAACAACGAUUUACAGCUUGGUCUGCACAAAUUUACUUUGAAGGUUCUGUGAGAACAGUUGAACCAGAUAUUCAAUCAUGUAUCAAGGCAUGCAAAGGAGUAAUGGAAUGUAAGAGCUUCCAAAAAAUUCUUGCAUUUAUUGUAAUUCUUGUAAAUUUCUUGAAUAAGGCCAAGACAGAUAAGGACAAGGUUUAUGGAUUCAAGCUUAACUUUUUGACCAAACUUGGAGAUAUCAAAUCAUCGAGUGACCCUAACCGAUCAGUGUUGAAUUAUUUGUGUGAAUUAAUGCUCGUAAAAGAGGACAAAUUAAUUCCUACCAUGCUAAAUGAAAUUGCUGAUUAUGCUGAAAUUGGAAGUAGAAUUGAGGUUCCAGAACUCAAAAAGGAAAUUUCAAAAUUAGGUGAAUCUCUAAAGAUUAUUAGUACAGAGCUUGAUUAUUACAAGAAGGAAAAGAAAUUUGUACAUGAUCGAUUUCCAGCUCAACUCGAAGAAUUUUAUCAGCAAGCCAAAAUUGAAAUGGACAAAAUUACCAAAGCUCAGGAAAAGUUAGAGAAAACUCUCAAAGAUCUUGCUGUAUUCUUUGGAGAAAAGGAGAAGGAUGUUUGUGAGACACCUCACCUCUUCUUUGCAAGCGUAUCGACCUUCCUGAAGCAAGUGGAUGCUACUUUCAGCAAGAUUAAGGAAGAAAAAGAAAAGCAAAAGGAUGCCCAACUCAAGAAGGAGCUCAAGAACUUCCUUCAAAACCGAAGGACAGAAGGAAAUAUGGCUAUACUUUCAGCUGUUGCCAAUGGAGAUAUUCGAAAAUAA
Messenger RNA from Naegleria fowleri, 4143 nucleotides. RefSeq lists its product as uncharacterized. The record is from RefSeq and is a predicted model, not a curated record. Gene Ontology annotation, molecular function: actin filament binding. Gene Ontology annotation, biological process: cell migration; regulation of cell shape; cortical actin cytoskeleton organization. Gene Ontology annotation, cellular component: cytosol. Lineage: Eukaryota; Heterolobosea; Eutetramitea; Acrasida; Naegleriidae. The coding region runs from base 1 to 4143 and encodes 1380 amino acids. The transcript has 2 exons.